Molecule: messenger RNA, 17020 nt
Organism: Porites evermanni
Lineage: Eukaryota; Metazoa; Cnidaria; Anthozoa; Scleractinia; Poritidae
Source: the annotation of a GenBank genome assembly
GCAGAUCCAUUUGGAAUUCAAGAACCCUUCCCUGCAAACAUCUACCCUAUUGAGGGGACUGAAACUGAAGUUACUUGUGUGGCUUUUGAUACAUCAGGAAAUAAAACUCCUGAAAGGAUACAGUUUAUGAGGAAAGAUAAUUUUGCACGCUACGCAAAUAUAACAGCAAGUGAAAACAUUAAAUUUACACAAAGAACAGAAGAUGCAGAACCUCCAGCAAGUGAGUUGUUUCUUUUUGGACAUUCCUAAACAUGCCACCAUGUACAUGUACAUUUAUGCUCAGUUGCUAUGGUUCAAGAUAAUUUAUGACAUCCACCCCCCCCCCCCCCCCCCCCCCCCCGGGGGGGGGGGGUUUUUUAAUUUAACACCGGAGGUUUAAUUUUCAUUGUGGAAAAACACCCUUUAUUUUUUUUUGGCAUCAAAAAAUUGACUUUUUUUCCCCCCCACCCCCCCCCUCCCCCAACCCCCUUGGGGAACUCCCCAAAUUCUCCAAAAAAUUACAGGAAAAAAAAAAGCUUUCAUACUAUAAACCCCCCCUUUAUACACCCCCCCCUCCCCCCCCCCCCCCCCCCCCGUACCACGGUGGGGGUAUGAAUUUGCAUGUACAUCCGAGAGUUACAUGUAACUCGUGGAUACACAUCCUUGAGUUGUUCUAGGCACUGCAAUAUUGACUCUUUUGCUCACUCACUCACUCACUCAGCCAGUCACUUGGAGAGCAUCUCCAAAUUUCAGAAAGCAUUACUGGUAAGAUAUAGUUGAUCCAGUAUAUAACAGCCCUGUAUUAAGCGGCCACCCUCUAUAAAGCAGCCAGUUUUCAAAGUCCCAAUUUUUCGCUCGUUAACAGCCACUGUAUGUUUAAUGAGAAAAAGAGAGAAUAUUUUCCUUUUCAUUGCACCAUUUAUUUUCUUUGCGUGAUCAGUUUGAGUUGCUGGUUUCAGAUAGACAUAGGUGAAACGUGAUUCUUGUGAAGAACUUUGUUGCCUAGCACAUGACUGAAAGUUUGCUCAAAUAUAAUUUUACCAAUCUUGACGUGUCAAGUCUGCAUGUUGUUACAUUAUACUUGGCUUGUGUCGCAGAUGCUCUAAAUCUUCUGUUCAGACUAUACAAAUAGUUAAGACGAGUGGGUGAGCCUGCUGCAACGUAGGCUACACUAUACAAGCAGUGCUUGAUAUGUAGUUCUUAGUCUGCUCGGAGUGUAGUGAUGAGAAUGCAAGAAUGAGCUUCUGGAAGAAUAAGUUACAUGUACUUCUUUGAUUUGUUUUUUUGCCUCCGUUUCGAUAAGAUCAUUUCAAAGCAUUUACUUUGGCAUUUCCUCACUCGUAUUCUAGUGCAAAUGUCACCGUUUUUCAGCAGACUUAAGUCAAGAUGUUGGAUCAGUUUAAGAUUUUAAGAGUACGUUCGAGAGAUGCCUUAGAUGUAAAAUUGAAAAAUAAUGUAUGGAAGCUUGUUGCAAAGUUAAUUGGGAUUACAUAUAAAAGUAGGAUGCCAAGCGAUUUUACAAACAAAACCUUUCACGUCACCAAAUUUAGUUCGAUUAAUCACGCCUAAAGUCCCUCAUGAAAAGUUCCUUAGAAUGAGCGACUAUCAAGCUUCUUCAACCUCGAGAAUUUGUUUUGUUUUGUUUUUUACGACAAUGCACCACAAAGCAAAGCUAUCACAGUGAAGAACAAAUUAAGAAAAAUCUUUUUCUUUCUGACGUGUCGAAGCUGACACAGACACUUGUCAGUGCUGACACGUACCCUCGUCCGAGCUGAUGUGUCGAUUGCGUCAGUUUCGCGUUUGCUUUGUGCGCUUAGUUCUGGCCUGUACUGUACCACCAACAUAAACAUUACAAACACAUCCUACCCUACUAUGUAGGAAAUCUAUGAUUUGUAGUGUACAGUUGCAUAGUAAUUGUUGUAACACUUAAAACCCUUUGUCCUGUAGGCGAAAAGCUCUUUGUAACUAUGACCAUAAAGAAUGUUACACUGAAUGAUGACAGUUCGUAUGGUCUACUGGGAAGGUACGAGUGUCACGCUUUUGCAAAAGGAGACCCUUUAGAGAGGAAACAUGGAUUUAGUGUCAAUGUCAUUUCAAGUAAGUACCUCUACAUUGUACAAUUAUCUUGUUUUAGGAACAUGAUUUUGUGUAUCAUCAUUUUAUAUUGUGCAUUGUUCAUUGUUUAUUGUAAACAAGAACGCGCUUACAGCGGCAUUCAGGUCUCGCCUGCUAAGAGAUUAGAUAGAAAAAUGAGGAGGCAAUUAAUUCUACAAGAAACAUGGUAAUAAAUAAUAAUGAACUUUAUUUAAGGUAUUAGAUCUGCUAUAAACCCUUCCAUUUGCAAAAAUUAUUUCUCAAAUGAUUAAGAACUUUGCAAAAUAAAAAUUACACAGGCUUAUCAAGCGAGAGCUGAGCUUUCAGAAAAUUGAUACAUGUAUGCGAGGUGUCAAUUUUCACACUUAAGGUGUUAUUUCCGAUUUAUAUCGCAGGCUCAAAAAUUCAGUAAUUCCGUAUUUCUGGCUUUCUCUUGACAGCUAGGAAUAACAAGAAAAUCAGGACUGACUUAUACUUAGUUUGUUCAUUUACCUUUAAAUUCCCGGCAGUAGCCAGUAAAUCUUUCCUAAGAUAUGCGACCCUAUUUGGGAAAAGCUGGCUUAAUGAAAAUUGCGUGGAGCCGUUUUUUAUCGCAACGCAUUUGGAAAUGUUGGAAUGCAUUGGCGAACAUUCUUAAUGCAUUUGAAAGUGUUGGCAAUGUUCUCCAGCGGAACUACGAAAUGUUCAGUAUUGUUUCAAAAUCAUUUCAAAACAUUCGGAAAACGUUUUCGAAUGUUGAAAAUGCAUUAAAUGGAACAUCAUUAAUUCGUUGCAACGGGAAACAUUCACCAAACGUUCUAACAUUGUCAACAACUGAGUUGCAAAAACUCCAAACUGUCAGGCAUCUCCUCGCUCCAUCAUUUGACAAUUUAGAUCCACGGUCAUAAAUAAAGUGAUAAAACAUUUAAAACUUCACAGCGUGAGAAAUGUUUGAUCCGAGGAAUUAAUAAUUUGUUCCAUUUUCAGUUUGCAAGUCUGUGUUAUUAAAGAGGGCAAAGAAGAGGGGAAUUAGAUUUGAAAGCACUCGUUGUCGAAAGUGUUAUAGGUCUGAAUUUAUUUUAUGCUGUUCUUUCAGUGUUACGGCGGUGUGCGUGCUCGUGACUACCUUGUUUGAUAGCUCCCUAUAAAAUUAACAGAUAUCAGAUGCUUGGUAUGGUCGCUGAAUUUAAAUACUAAAAUAUACCAAAUUUCUACCGGGGCAGUUGUACUAUUUACCGACUUUUCCUUCCUCCCGUGUUUCCCGUUUUUUUUUAUGCUCGGGGAUUCUCCAAAAAGUCAACCAGUUCAGUUUCGGAACGCCCUGGCAAACGCUAGACAUUGUAGCCCGUAAAAGCGAAAACCUGAAAACGUGACAUUCUUCACAAAAAAUUCAUGGUUUUUAUCUGUACCAGUCAGCUGUCACAAAGAUGUCAAAAUUUAUAAUCACGAAUAUUUUCAGAUCAAAGCUUAUUGCGUGACACUACCGUCAUCAUGGCAAAUUUAAUCCAAUCAGAAGCCAGCUGGAAACUGUCCUCGACUUCUGAUUGGUUAAUGUUUACAUGGAAGAAUGUGAAUUAAUUAAAAGCGGUCACACUUUUGGGCUCCUUGCUGUAAACCUUUUUUCCCCUUUCGAGUCGGCCGGAAGCAUAGCCCAAUGUGCUUUAUGUGCUUUAUACAUUGUUGUAAUCUCGAGUUCAGUCUUUUUGUCACAACAAAAUGCAAUGAAUUGCUUGAAUCAUCUUUGAGAAACCGUUUAAUAGGUAAUGCUUUAAAAAAAGAUUUAUUUCAGAAUGGGAUUUAUGUAGCUAUAAAUAAAGGCGACCCAAACAUGUCGCACGCUGCUAAUAAUUUUGUUGUUCAAUCUUUCACUGAUAACGUUUUCCUUGAGAAAUUAGCUGGAUUUCCUGAAAAUUAGAUUAGAUUAGGGUUUAAUAAGCACUCAUUUUAGGGCUAGGGGUUAAGCGCUGUUUUAGGGUUAAACACUUAUUUACAACGGUUAGCGUUCAGGUAAUGUUUUCCAUAUUACUGUUUUCGAUUUUUAUGGUGUUUUUUUUUUUCGAUGAUUCUUCAAUGGACUGCAUGGCUUUCAUGGCUCGCUGGCUCGCAUUUUAUACACACACAUUUUGAAAGGGAUGUGAGAAUUAACCGAGUGCAAGCAGUCUUGCACGCUGCUGACAAAGGUACAAAAGGGCAAAUAAUUGGCAACCCCAAAAUUCUGUUAGCCAGCUAGGUACAAAAAGAAAUGCACGACCUCAACAGUCAGCCUUACAGUUUUAAGAAACUUCUCAAAAACUUCUCUCCUUUAUUUCCAUAUUUGAAAGUCCAAUAAAGUAAUUUCAUGCUUUUCUCAAUUACCUCUUGACAUGUUACAACCUGAAACAACAUUAAGCACACGCAAUGUCACAAAGAUCAAAGUUCUAUGCAAAUUGAUUUGAACCGAUCGAGAACAAAGAGUAAAAGCCUUUGUUUUCCAUUGCGAAUUCAUGUCGUUAUUCCCGUUGAUAUUACUGUUGUAUGGAGGUAUCAUUACUGUUCCUGAAAAAAAGUUGUAUUUUCAAAGAAUGCUCUCUAAUCAUCAGUGGCUUUAAUCAAUGAUAAUUUUUCGCAACCUGGGUUGAACUUCAGGAACUAAUUUUAUCAUUAAAAAAAAACGUUUGGAAGCAUUGCCAAUGCAUUGAACAACGUUGGAAAAACAUUCUAAAACGUUGAAAAAACAUUUUUUGAAGGAAAACGUUGUAAAUGCAUUGAGAAUCAUUGGAAUCCGUUUCAAUGCGUUGUAACGCAUUCAAAAUGCGUUGAAAUGCAUUUCAACCCAAAUUUCAUUAAGCCCGGUUUUCCCAAAUAGGGUCACAUAUACAGGUACAUGUACAAUCCAAUCAGUGUCACAUCAAACAAUAAGAACAGCAGUUUACUAGUAAGAAUUCAAGAUGGUGACAGAGAAAACAGUGCAGCGCGACCAAAAUUAAGGGCGAAUUAAGGGCAAUUUUGUCGCUGUGUUGGACCGCAAAUCGAUGUAAAAAGAUGAGGAUUUAUAAUAGUGCGCUGAAACUUGCCAGGUUUAUUCACAUGAUGUAAAGGAAAAAUGCAUUGAAUUCCUGGCAAUUCCCGGAAUAUUUUGGAAUUUUUGUGACGGCCUGAAGUUACAGGACAUUACAAAAAAAUUCCAUCUCUACAGCUGUAGCACAGAAAGUGGCGAGAAAAUACAAAAAUCUUUGUUUGAACUCGUUGUGUGACGUGCUCUCAAUAUGGCAUUGUAAACAUUGUUUUAGCCUUAGUAACGUGCUAAUUUGCAUAACAGAUCAUUAGACUGCGGCCUUAUCUGUCAUCGUCCUUACGAGGAUCAUAUAUCUGAUGUGUCUGUAGAAGGCUUUUUACAGCCAUAGAAAUUAUUUAGAAAUAUCAAAACAGUCGUAGUUAAUUUGAGGAAGCCGAAUGUAACCGAAUUUUGCUAUAAUUUCCCCUGACUUACCUGAAACUCAUAACGCGUUAUCACGUGUCGGGUUGUGAAAAUUGCAACAUUUCUGUCAAGUAUCGCGUCAGAUUUCAGCCCUGUGAUCAUAAAUAUUUCCAAAAAAGUGCUCGUAGAUACCAACUUUGGCCUUUGUUUUCUCAUCAUAUAUUUAAUGAAAAUGCUUCAUUUUUGGAAUUGAGUUCAGGUUAAGAGUACGUUUCAAAUAAGUGAUUUUAUAAGCAUGAUCAUUUUUUGACUUUAUAGCAGUUCUAAUAGUCUCAUGUCUUAUAGCUCAGGCACCACGCCUCAUCAAUUGGGGAGACUGAUUCACUCGCUAAAGGUUUUUGUACUUACUACUAACUGUCUUUAUCGACGUCGAUACUUGUUAUUUGUUUCUGAAUUGAUUUAGAACGUGUGUUAGCGACGACCAAAAAUACCUCUCCUGUAGCAGGCUAUAUGCAUGUAUAAAUACACAAAAAUUCAAGGGCCUCGAUUCCAGAGAAAUUACAUCAUUGCCAGACAUCGAAAAAGUGAUUUACAUGGCACGUCAUUUCAAUCCUCGCCAAAAAUGAAUCGCAUGUUCAUCACAAACUCAUUUGCAUACAGUGAAAGUUUACAACACCCGAUUAUCUCAAUUUUGCUAGUUAAGAUUCUUAUUUUUUUUCAACCACUCAGUAGUGUUCACUUGCUCCAAAGUAAUCAACACUUUCAAGCGAUAGAAUUCGUGGACCAACACGUUUCGGAAAAGCUCUAAAAUUUUUUUUUUAGUCCCAGUUUCCUCAGUCUCCACAAGGAACGCCUGGCACAAUGGCCUGCUUUUUGUGACCCCAAAAACGGACCAAAAAUUCCUGGGGGUAGGGGGGGGGAUACUUCCUGAAAAAUUGGGUGCGGUGUGCAGCACGCUUCCUGAAACCCUUACCCUACAUGUAUUUCAGACCAAAAUCUGUGAUUUUCCCUGCCCUAUUUCAGACCUGAUCAAAAAUGUGAUACCGUAUUUCAGACCUGGAGCCUGGCAUGUGACUGGAGCCCAUGACAAGCUGUUACGGCACAUACACUGUAGUCGGUAUAAACAUUAAAAGGGAAAUGGUCUUAUCACCAAAUGAUGAAGAAGUAGCUAAUUCUUCCAAAAAACAUACCCAAUUCAAGACUAGAAGGCACAAACCAUACCCUGUUUCAGACCAAAAUGGUCGAAAUUGAUUCCCCAUUUCAAACCAAAAAAAAAAAACCUUUUGGCACGGCACAUACCUAUACAGCCUACAGGUUGUAUAUAAGGGACUACCUCCACCCCCCCCCCCCCCCCCCACCACGCCACAAAAAAAAAAUAAUAUUGUUUCUUCAUCACAUGGCAACAAAAAAAGAAGUAACAUUAUUCCUGAAAAACAAACUGCGCAACACCAAUGACCCCCCCCCCCCCCCCCCCCCCACCACCACCAGGGCGAAAAAAAUUAUUAGUCUUGCUGCUUAUGCAAGUGAGGCUAAUAAUAGCGGAGCUCUCAUGCGUGCAAAGCAUGCGCAGCAGAGCACCAUUGGUAACAAAAUUUGGUAGACUAUCCAUCAGAGAAAAUUUGGUUAUGACAUAGCGUACGCCGCCUGCCCACCUGUACACACACUUCAUGUAAGCUGAUGUCAAGUGUCGCAAUAGAUCUUGCACAACUUGACACUACCUUGUCAGUUAUGUUACCCAUCUGUACAUGUAUGAGUAUGAUUAGAUUGGCAGCUCUCAAAAUCAGACAUCCACUGACAAUUAUCACAUGACCAUCUAAUGGACUCAGAUGAAAGACCAGUCAUUUUGCCCCUACAUUUAAACUGAUAUAAUAUGUCGCACCUACCAAUUCAACAUAAAAACAAAACUAUAUGUGCCAGCCAGAUUAAGGUCAAUUGACAGCUGUCAAAAUGGGACAUGCGCACUAUCAGAAAACUAAUAAUGUGGGCUCAGGUCCGCUCAGGUACACGAUCUGGCAUUUCUUCCCCACUGCAAGCCGGACUGCCGGACUGAAAUGUCUUACUCACACUUGAAGUCGACUGUCUGUCAAUAGGAAUAUUUGCCAUUCUAAUGAAGGUUAAUUGACAGCUGCCAAACCAGAGCAUCCCCUGAUCAUCAUCACCUGACUUUAUCCUGGGCUCAUUUUUCUACCCACUGAGGUCACAUAUUUUUUUGAAGUUUUCCGCUGAUAUUUUAUUUGAUCACAGGCUCAAUUCUGUAUUUUGAGCGAAGCCCCCAUAGCUUAGAAGAUCUAUCCAUCCUUGAAAAUUUGGCAAUCACAUGAUGGUACACCGACCGCCCGACCUUCCGCCUGUCCGCACCACAGGCAUACCAAUGUUUAAUUUCACACUUUCUAGCUAGUUUGGCAGCAUGCAACCUGAUGGCUCAAGUUCAAUUUUUUUAAAAUGCAUGUGCAGGGUUUGAGCCAGGCGGCGCCACUGCACCAAUUCCGCGCUGCAACUGAAAUUGUCCCUUAAAAUUUAGGGAAACAACUCGAAAGGAAGCACACAGGAAGAGAUUUAGUUCAGUACAGAAAUUGCAAGCUAACACGGAACAUGGAAAGUAUAUUUUAUCGCACGUUUAAAGUUCAGUCUAAAGUCACGUUUCAGUGACGCUCUACUUAACAUGUGUGUCUCAUGCUCAACCAAGCGUGGUGAACUCACCUGGCAAUCUUUAACAUGUCACAUCAAAAACGUGUUCGAACAUUAGAAAGCUUUUUCGCUCCAAAUCGAAGCCAGAGUGAAUCAGAGAAAAAUGAUACAGAAGGAGAACAGUGUAUUAAUCAGGAAGAAACAGAUGAGGAUCGAAGGAAACCAAAAAAAAUCACGAACUUUCCAGCAAACUUGGUUGUGAGAUCACACUUGGUUGCUGUAUGAAAAGAAGGCAAUGUUCUGCUUUUUUUGUCGGAAAUCUAAGAAGACAAACCCUGUUGCAUCGGCAGAACGGUGUACAAGUUUUAAGACCUCAACUCUGCAAUGACAAAGACUGUAAAGAACAUGAGGAUGCUGUUAAUGAAGAAGCUAUGAGGGAUACGUUCAGCAACACACAGCACCGUGUUUUUAGAGCACAAUCGCAAGCCAUCCUCACAGCAAUGAGAGCCGUCUACUGGCUGGCCAAGGAGGAUAUAGCAACAGCCAAGUACGACUCACUGCUCAUUUUUCUGGAUGAAGUUGGCCUCGAAAGUGUUAAGAAUCUUUGAGUGGGAGGAAAUGUUACCCAUCGAUCUCAUCAAAGUGCUGAAGGUAUGCAAGAUGCUAUUGCUACUGUUCUGAAGUCUAACAUUGAGAAACUACAGUAGAAGCCAGCCCAUUCUUUUCUCUGUUAAUCGAUGAAUCAAUGGAUGUCAGUAAUAAUGAAAAUCUUGUUGUUUAUGUUAAGUUAUUGAAUGAAUUUAAACCAGAACUGCACUUUUUAGAAAACGUCAAUGUUCAGAAUGGAAAGACCGAGACUAUUACAACUGCUGUUAACUUGCUAAUGGAAAGGAGAAACUUGCACACAAUGGCAGGAUUCGGCAGCGAUGGAGCAAGUGUCAUGACAGGAAAAAACAAUGAAGUUUCAAAAUGAAUGAAGGACAAUAGUCCAUUUCUUGUGUCUAUCCACUGGAUGGCUCACAGGCUUGCGCUUUGCACAAGCCAAGCGGCUAAUGGUACUCCUUAUUUGGCAAAAUUCAAAGAGAUCCUUAUUGCUCUGUACCGCCAUUUUGACCAGUCUGCCCUCCAGUCACAGUCACUGGCAGAAUUUCAGAAGAUCUUUGAACAUCCUGAGCUAAAACUCAAGAAACUGUUUGAUACACUGUAUCAGGUUGUUUUCAUUCUAUAGUACUCUGGAGACACUGUACCGCACCUGGCAGUCUCUUGUGGCCUACAUGGAAUCUCAAUCCAAUAGUGAUGAUAAAGCCUGAAGGAGUUCAAUGUCGUUGCCACCCUCUGCAUGAUGGUGGAUGUGAUUCCUAUUCUCACAUUCAUGAGCCUUGCUUUUCAAAAGGAACAUGUAGAGCCUGCUUCAGUUCAGACACUGGUGAAAUCAACAGUUACUACUACUCAAAUAACCGCUCUUAAGAGUAACAACGGCAAAUUCUUGUCCGAGAUUUUGCCAUCGCAAGAUGAUGUUUCAGAAGUUAAAUGGAGAGAGAAUAAUUGUUAUAGUGAUUUUUGUUCUUAACUUGCCCGACGGGCAAGUGUUUUUAAUAUUUUUGCAAAUUCAAAUUAUAGAAGGAUUGUAAUCAAUCCUGCUAAUCAAAAAGGGUUUGGGGGCUAGAUGAAAUGACUUUUGGGCUAGUACAUGCUAACUACAGCUUGCCCGAAUGGCAAGCUGUAAAACUGACUUUCUUUGCACCCUGCUUAGGGCAAAAAUUAAUGCUGGGUUAGGGGAGGGGUAGGUACGCAGUUUCCCCGAAACCUUAAUUAAUCCGGAGGUUCAAUUGUAGUGACCGGUGCAAGGUAGACUGUACGUUGAUGUUUUGUACAAUAAUAAUUGUUAUCAUGUUUGAAAGUGUUUUGGUAACAAUCCAUCAAUCGUAAACAAAUUCAGUUAUCCAUAAUGAUUGUAAGAGAUCAGUUUCUUACAUUGUUGGAAGGAUAGAUUUCUUAUAAUCUCUAGUAGCCUUUUUUUUCCUUUUCUCAAUAGUCAUAAUUUAAGUAUUUUCUUUCACUGUCUAAUAAAUUGUAAGAAAUUAGUAAUCUGUAAUUUAAGUGAUUGUUACAGUGUAUGUUAAAACUUGUCUUCAGGUUCUUCAUACUGUAAAUUAUGAUUACCAUCCAAGGUAAAAAUUACAUUAAUUAAUUGUGGCUACUAAAAUUCGCCAUUAGUGAGUCAUUUGUUGUGAUUUUUACACUGUACAUGUAUGUACAGUAUUGCAGUUAUACAUGUACCAAUAUCAAAGGGUUGCAAAAAGUGGGAUUAUCAGUUUGCUUGCUUGUCUGUUACAAUUAUUUAACUAUCAUUCUAUUGAUGUAAGUACAUGUACAUGUAAGAAACUACAGUUAGAACCGCCAUAACUCAAACUCUGAAGGAAAACGAAAAACAGGUCAAGUUAGCAGGGGUUUUUCAGGGCUGAGAUUAUGAAAGUGUACGGAUUUCUUUAGUUGAAGCAUAUGAAGGAGUAGCGAAGUCUAUCAUUUUGGUCUGUAACAAGGCCAAAAGGGCCAACAGAUGCAUUUUACAUUAAUGGCUGUGAAAAAGUUGAGAAAAUGUUCUGGUUUUGUAAGUUAUUCAUAUUUUUUAAAAAGACAGUGCAUAAAUUUACAAAGUUGUAAAUUACAUGGAGGUACAUGUAUGUGAAAGGGGCAUAAGGAAUAGAAAAGGGGUACAUGAAACUUUUCUGUCAAAAGUGGUAUACAUUGUACAAAUGGUGAGGGGUCAGAGUACCUCAGGGCACGGCCUCCCCAUAUAAAACUUUGUUUGGUAAACCCCUGCCCCCGGGAUGUUUCGAAAAUGAAGUUACAUGCACAUGGAAAAUACAGAAUCUUGAGACUGAUGCAUGAAUUUGAAAAGCCAAGGAAAGGCAAAAUUUAAUAUUAUAAGUCUUCUAGUUGGUAGAAUAAUAACAAUUUAAUUGUUUUUAAUUUUACUUGUAAUAUUUUUUAUCAUGUUUUUUUUUUUAUUGUUUUAAACAUUUGAGUAGUUGUGGUAUUAGCAGGUGUUUUGUUUUAGCCUUAAAGGCCUGGUUCAAAUGUUACACUUCACAUGUGCUGAGUUUAAGUCCUACACAUGUAUUUUAGUCAACUGAAAUAAUUAACAUACGUGUACGGCAGUUGAUUCAGACAUGGGAUUAAAUGGUGCCGAUUUUACCUCAUAAUUUGUUCCCAGGCUUUAAAACAACUUGUUAUCCAGUAUGGAUAAUAGUUUCUAUAAUUAAUGCAUGAUAUAUACAGUCAACUCUUUCGUUGUGGACACCCAGCUAUAAUGGACACCUCCAUAAUAUACGGACAGCAGCUAAAUCCCAGGCAAAAAUAAAUCAUAGAUGUUUGACUGAAAUGACCUCUCGCUAUUAUUGACUCUCACAAAUGAGGACACUAACUCAAGGUCCCUGCAGUGUCGGCUGUAAAGGGAGUUGACCGUACAUAUAUCCGGCAAAUGUGAAAUGAGACAUCUGAAUCAAAUGUCUUACCUUAGUUGAAUCUCAGUCACAGAUUCGGCAGAUUCGCAUUUAAUUUUAAACUGUCAAAUUUAAUGAUUCAGACGUCACGUCUCACAUGCGGUUAAUUCUCAAAUUAAAUUCAAAAUUCGCAGUCCCAAUUUAAAAAGGGAGCAAAAGUGCACACAAGCCAAAGGCCCAACUGGCCCGAGCUUAUCUCAGUUUUAUUAGCAUGAAGCAUGCCUGAAGGAGUAUUGCCUUUCCCCCUGGACGGGAUGCUAGUUCAUCACAGGGUUACCCCCCAGAAGUACAGAAAUGUAUGUGGCCGGUACCCAUUUUAUACACCUGGGCCGGGUUGUUCAAAGAAGGGUUAAGUUAACCCAGGGUUAGGGCGAAAUUUGAUUUCAGAUAUGAAAGCUUGAGAAGCAAAUUCAGUUUUAUUCUUUUUGCCAACAAUUUGAUGAUUGGAUGCUCUAAAAAGAAGAGAGGAAAUUAUCUGGGAAAAUACUUUUGAACAAAAGAAAAAGAAACCUGGGUUAAAAUUUAACCCUGGGUUAGCGCUAAUCGGACUUCAAACAACUGGGCCCAGGGUGAAAGAGGAGUAAAGUUCCUUGUCUAAAGGUGGAAACAAUGCAACAGGCGAGGCUUGAAUGCCAGACCUCCAGCUACAUGUAUUAACUGCUCGGCCACACAUGUCACCUGAGCCCCAGUAUCCACAUACAGAUUCUCCAAACUGGUCUCUAUACAUUUCCCUAAAUAAUAUUAUUUUAAGGUGAGAGUUGAUGAAAGACCAAAACAUAUUUUUAUUGAUCUCAAAACCUUUUGUAUUGAUGAUUAUUGUUAGGAGAAAAUGGAUUGUUGUCAUUCUUGGGAUUUAAAGGGUUAAAGGGGCUAUACAUAUGCCAUGUUAUUUGCUGUCUCUUUAAAAAGCUAAAACAUGACUCAGCAUCAGUUGAAUUCCAAAAAUGGUCCUUUUUUUAGGACUGUACAUGUACAUUAGGUAUUAAAACUAUUUCCUGCUGUUUGUUGCAAGGGAUGGAAAAGAUGGACGUGGAUUGAAUCUUAAAAAAAAUUGGGGCAACUUUUUCAAGUUUUAAUACUACACCUCCAAAAAUCACCAAAAAUAGUAAUAGCUAUCGUAGCAUGGUUUGUCGUCCCUGAUAGGAUUUGUUUGAUUAUUUUUCGUAUCUCUAUAAAAGUAUUUUUGUAUGGGUAAGGGCAGAGUAAGUAAGGACUUAAACACAACAUUGAUAGUAGUACUGGUUUCUUCAAGACAUAACCCCUUUGAUUCCUUUAUUCUUUAUCCAGGCAUGUAACAAGCAAGUCUGCACAGUGUAAAAACGAAACAAAAAACAGGAAAAAAAGCAUUUGUUGCAGUGCUGUCCAAAAACAUUGAAUUUAUUUUAAAACAACCAUGUCCACCAUGUAUUCUUUGUCUUUUAUACAUUUUUGUAGUCAAGUUCAAUUACAGUGUCUAGCCCUGUAUAUAGUGAUCAAGCUUUGUUGUUUGAAUUCCUUUUUCAAAAUACCAUUAUAACUUUUCUUGCUCCUGAAGUAAACUUUGCAUGAUACAUGCACACUGUACUUGCAUUACCUUCCCCAUCCCACUUCCUUAUGCUUGGUUAUUUGCUUCUCGCUCCCGAUAACUUGUACUCCUGAUAACUGGAAUUUUUUUCGAUUUCUGGAGAAGGUUUGAGUCACCAUAAGUUGACUGUACAGCACAUGAAAGGGGUAUCUUUUGCCUGGUUUUAAAACCACUGGAACUACAUGUAUGGAUAAUGUAUUGGAGGCAAUGGACAGAAAUUAUAGCUUCAUGCAUUCUUCCCUUUUUAUUUGCUUUUUUUCUCUUUAGGAGACGAAAUUCCAUCAGUGAAAGUGCCUCAAAUCAGUGUGUUGAGGCAGGGUGAGAGCACCACAUUCUCAUGCAAUCUGACUAGAAAUCCGGGCAAAGGAUCAAUAUUGAAAAGAAUUUCUUGGUACAAAGAUGGGAUUUUGCUGGAAAGUAUCAGAAACCCUGACCCAAAUAAGCCAUUAGACACCCUUAGGCCGCUUGUUCUUAAAAAUAUUGGUGUUAGAGAUGGAGGAAACUACACCUGCUUUCUGGAAGUGGCGCUCCGCAAUAUCAGAAUGUACAAUGUGUCUGAUAGCACCACGGUUGAAAGUAAGUGCACUGUACACUGACCCUGAUGGAGGGUUAGCCCUUGACUGCGAUUACAGCCAUCUCCCCUCGUUUUCCCCUGCCAGCUGGACAUUCCACAGGAGAGAUGUCCGUCCCUCAAUAACAGAGAUUCCAUAGUGAUGACGUAAAGUCUGUCUGGAAUCUGUUUAGGAUUUCUGAUUAGUUGAUGUAAUGUCUGCAUCAGUCUGUACAUGGACGUAGUACAUGUGAUGUAGCUAUUGCUUACUAGUGACAGACAAUAGACAAAAAAUCGCAAAGGUCAAUAAUGAAAGUUCAUUAUUUUUGGAAUAUCUGUUUAUUGAAAAAAAAAACAACUUUUAUUUAAGUUUUGCAGAAGAAGUCAAAACUUUACAAUAUUAGACCAGGAGAAACAUAAACUGAGGCAAAUAUUUGGAACCCCAUGACUACUAGAUAUAAUAUUAUAUUAUAUGUUUUGUUAUACAAUUUUGUACAUGUAUAAAACAUUGAUUUACGUCACCAGCAUGGGAUUUUGGUCGUAGCUCAAGGUGUAGACCUUCUCUCCCACAUGACACUCUUCUUGACUACCAAUGAGUAGUGAGGAAAGGUGAUGUAUUUUGUGAUUGUUAAGAAUUAUAACUCUUUGGGUGAGAAGUUUAUUCUAGACAUUUUAUCACUUUCAUUUAGUUGCUGCUUGGCUGAAUAAGUACAAGGAAGAUCCUGAAUUCAAGAAAUUCAAAGGAGACAGUGUAUCGUUCGAGUGUCCUGCCAAAGGUAACCCUUUGAGGGUAGAGUGGAAAGUUAAGAAGAAAGGGGAAGAUGCCAUUACACCGUGUAUCAGUAAGUUUACCAGUCAUUGAUUUUGUUGAAAAAUUUUCUUGCAAGGUGCAGAUUCCCAAAGUGUUUCUAAUUAUUAUUUUGACAUCAAACAGUCCCCAAUUUUUCCUAGGAAGAAAAAACUUAGAGGUGGGGAUGGUCACAUACACAUUUGCGUAUUUUAUUUUGCUCUCCUUUUUUUUAUGAGGGAAAAUUAAGAAUGGACUAUUUUUAGUCUACCCGGUCGUGAUAGAUUGUUGUGAAAUUGGUCGCUAUUUACUUUCCUCAACGUCAUAUAAAAGCGACAUACCGAAGGGAUAACCCAGUCCUUUCAUUUCUAACAGAUGGAUCAGAUGGUAAAUACCGUAUACACCGCGAGGGAAUUUAUGAGCCUUAUUUCCUGACCGUGACUGACUUGCAGUACUCUGAUCGUGGAUCUUAUUACUGUUGCCUUCCCUCGAACUGCUCGAAUAGUGUAGAGGGAGACUGCCAGCGUUUUGUACUUCGCGUUAGAGGUAAGGUUUCUUAUCCAUUAAGCCCUAGAACAUCAGCACACAAAUUCUUCUAACCGACCUCCAUAAUUUUUUUAGCGGAGCUCUCGCGCGCGAAGCGCGCCAGCGGAGUACCAUGGGUAAGAAAAUAAAGUAAACUACCCAUCCGAGAAAAUUUGGUAAUCACGUGACCGUACACCGCCCACCCGAGAGACCGUCCGUCCGCACCACAGGUAUACAAAUGUAAAAUAACUCGAUCAACAGGUAUGGUAACCCAAAUGCAACUCGAGGUUAUUUUGUCGGGAAAUCACAUAGCCACCGGCGUCUUGUAAAGCAGAGACAACAAAAGUGUCAAUAAAGACGAAAACGGAAAGCGGAAAUUGUUUCUGUAUCCGUAUUGUCUAAAGUAUUAAGCUUAGAUAAAUUGUCAUGUCCACAAGUUUGGAAUAUAGAGCAAGAGAAAGACAGAGAAAAAGAGAAAGUGAGCGGCAGACCAGCGAAGCUCAACGAGGUUCAAACUAACCUGCGAUCAGGCGGUCCUUCCCCGUCUGCCGACUCUAUCCGCGAAAAAAGGACGCCUGAUUGCAGUUUAGUUUCAAACUGACACAGUUUCGCUUAUUGAAGCUCUGAUUUUGUUUUCAGAUCCUCUGGGUCCACUGUGGCCUGUUAUCGGCAUCAUCAUUGAAGCCAUUGUGCUUUUCCUGAUCAUUUUUAUCGCAGAGAAGAGGAAGAAGAAGCGAGAAGGAGGUGAAGAAAAAAAUCAUGUGGAAAGUUUAUCUUUCCCGCUCUUCCUUCCUUCCUUCCCCCCCCCCCCCCCCUCCCCUCCGUUCUUACUUUCCCCGCUCCCUGCUUCCCUCCCUCUCUACCUUCCUUCCUUCCUUUCUCUUUUCCUCCCACCCUACCCUCCUCCCUUCCUUUCUCCCAACGUUCCUCCCUUGUUUCCUUCCUUCCUUCCUUCCUUCCUUCCUUCCUUCCUUCCUUCCUUCCUUNCGUCCCCCGCCUCCUCCCUUCUCCCUCAGCUCCUUCUCCCCUCCCUCCCUUCCGUCCUUCCUCCCUCCCUCCCUCCCUCCCUCCUUCCCUCCUUCUUUCCCUCCCUUCUUCCCUCCUUCCCUCUCCCCUCCCUUCCUUCCUCCCCUCUGCCUUCCUUCCUCCCUCCCUUCCUCCCUCCCUCCCUCCCUCCCUCCCUCAAUUCCUUCCGUUCUUUCUUCAUGUCUCUUUAGUUUCUUUACUUACACUGUUCAGUUCCUUCCCUUCUCUUUAUUUUUGUUCUAAAUUUAUAGCAGGCCAGUGUAUACUGUACAAGUUCUUAUUAUUCUUCACUGUUUGUUUUUCAUGUUAUUUGUCCUGAUUGUUGCUGACUUAAAUUUACAGUUGAUAGGUAAGUGCUUGUUUCUGUUUUAAACGCCUUAAUGGAAGCGCAGAAGAUUAAUUUGAUGAAACGUGUAGAAGUGGUCCUUCUACUUCUACGUUUUCCUUUUGAGCGCUGUGUAAUUCUUCUAUCCACUGUCUUUCUGCUUAAUUAAACAUUUAUUUAGAAUCACGUUUUCAUGUAUGGCAAAAGUCUAUUUAUACCAAGUUAACAAGUUGUUUUCUUUUUACUUGUGGUUUUCUGUUUUAACGUAUAUCUACUUAAAAAUAAGGACUUUCAUGUCGGGUUUAUCCACAAGGAUUAUAUGGGAUGGUUUUUUAAAGUGGAACCUCGGUCAAACGAAGGGUCUAGGAACUGGCAAAAUUGUUUUGUUCACUAUAACGAGAUUUUGUUAUAUCGAGGUUCUUUUUUCUUUUGCUGGAGGUAAGAAAAUUCAAGAAUAGUGUUGAUGAUGUAUCUCUUAUCCUACUUAUCCACUUGAAUCUUUUGUUUUCGGAUUGCUAUAAGUUUGAUUCUAAUUCUCCUUUUUUUGUUUCUUAUUUUUUCAGACAAGACGGGCGCGUUGAGUUCAGCUUCAGUUCCACAGAUGACGGAGACAGGGGUCAAGUACGCCUACGCAAAGUUAAUGAAUCUACCGUUGCUUGA